Molecule: messenger RNA, 891 nt
Organism: Clonostachys byssicola
Lineage: Eukaryota; Fungi; Ascomycota; Sordariomycetes; Hypocreales; Bionectriaceae
Source: the annotation of a GenBank genome assembly
AUGCCACCCAAGCGCAAGCAUACAGAAGUUGACUCUGCUCCAACCGCAUCAGCCGUCCCGCCGUCGCUGCCUCCAUCCGUCGAGGAGGCCUACCGUCGCAAAUGCAUCCAGCUCAAGAAUCGCACCAACGAGGUCGAAGAGGCCAACGACGCCGCCAGACUUCGUCUCUCCCGAAUUAAGCGCCAGGUCGAGAAGUUGAGGAUCGAAAGGGCCUUCCUCCUGGAACAACUUGCUAAGCGCACGAGCACCAACGUCGAAGACUCCGAGGGAAGCCCAAGCCCUCCGCCCACGGAGCACUUCUCUGCCGGCAUCCAUGAAGCCGACGCUAACGUCCGCAAGCCUAAGGACAAGCCCUUGCGGAUCAAGCGCGGCCACCGCAAGACCGACGCAGACGGCAAAGACACCCCCUCGGCCUCCUUCACCCAGCGAGCCGGAUCUGGAUCACCCGCGCCGUCGGAGCAAGGCGACGCCGGUAAGAAAGGUACCACGAAUGGCGCGAAGAAGUCCGCCAAGCCGGGCGAUGCGUUCGAGCUGUUCUGCUCCGAGGAGCGGGCGGUAGUAGAGGAGCAGAGCAAGGACAAGGAAGACGUCAAUGUUGACGAGGAGCUAGAGCGCCGAUGGAAGGAGUUGUCUGAUGAGAAGAAGGACGAGUACAAGGCCCAGUUUGUAGAGCUGGAGAAGCGGAGAGAGAAGGAGGACAAGGACUCCAAAGAGGAUGAGGAGAAGGAGAAGGAUGACGCCGCUCCCGAAUUGAAGAAGGAGGAUGAGCCGGCAUCCUCCAAGCCAGCUGCCCAAGAUGAGGAUGUGGAGAUGGGUAAUAGCGAAGACGCUGAGCAGGCGGAAGACAAGAAGGACAAGGAGGACAAGGAGGCAAAGGAAAGCAAGGAUUGA